GCUCCGACCAUCGCCGCCCCCGGGUCACAAAAAGGCGAGUGACGGUUAGCUUAGCUGCGUCAGACCGAGGUGCGCGACCUGAUUUGUUGCCAUGGAAACAGCGCGGGCAAUUAGAGCGAACCCGGCGCUGAUUAAUGGACGCGCACCCGUGGACGACUCCCGUCCGCCUUCGUGCAUCGGGCUUUGGGAAAUGAAACUCUGGUGGUUACAGGGUGUAAAAAUACACGGCGCUGCUCUUACAUCAGAGCGCUGCGUGGGUAUUUUUGGGAGCAUCGCGGCGGUUACUGGGUGUCAGUCUCCGCCAGCCUACGACGAGUCAGUGCAGGCGAGAGGCGCGGCACAGCGCGUCCUGGGGUUCCCGUGUAAACAUGUGAGGAGACGGUGCGCGUCGCGACAGCGAGGUUGGCUUUUUGAACCGGACCCGUGGACCUGGCACCGGAAUGACGGCCUGACCGGGUCUCCGUGAGGACAUGGAGGUGACGGCGGGGUCCAGUCCCGUCGCCUGUGGAAACGCGGCGGUGCUGAGUGCUGCUGUGUGGCCGACGGCGGAUUUGGCCGGGUUUGGAUAACUGGCGCCUUUACGCAUUGGUUACCACCGGAAACACAUAGAAACACGGCCAAGAAAACUUACGCAAUGGACAGAUACCGGCUUUAUUGCCACACACUGUAUAAUCAAGUCGGGUUUUAGAGUCUUUAUUAAAAUGUGGAAUGCGUUCAUGAACGGCGCGGGGCUGCACGGUGGGGGCGGUGCUGGCGGGGGAUACGUCCCGUCGCAGGGAUGGGAGUUCGUGCCGUGUUCCAGGAUGGCCGGGGCAGACGGAGGCAGGGGCAAAAGCCGCAGCCCGUCGAGGAGGAUCUCCUCUCCGCCCACCGUCUUCCGGCAGGUCCACGAGCCGCAGCCCGGCGCCUCGCCGAACGGAGGCGAGGGCGGAGCGGGGACGGAGAGCGAGGUUGUCCGGGGACAAAUGUGGGAAGCCCAGCGCCACCAGCAGCACCAGCAGCACCAGCAGCAGCAGCAAACUAAUCACGUGCGCCUGAAAAGGAAGUUUGAAGAUUUGAAAAAGCGACACGACCAGGACAAGGAGGAAUGGAUGCGCGAGAAGGAAUUAUUAUUGAGAGAAGUGGCUGACAUACAAGGGGGCGAGAACCGGAGGAUUCUGCUGGACCUGAAGAGGGUCCUGGAGGAAGUGCGGCUGGAGGUGAAGCGAGAGGAGGAGCGGAGGAGCGAGCUGCAGCUGCAGUACACCCGCGACAGGAGCGCCUGGCAGCUGGAGAAGGCCGAGCUCAAAUGCAGGAUCGCACAGUUGGAGACUAGAGAGGGUUCUGGGUUGAUCAGUGGACCAGCAGCUCCUGGCUCGGCGGCGCCGCAGCACGGCGAGAGCCCGUCGCUCUGCUGUGAGGAGCAGCGGAGGCUCUUGGCAGACACACACUCGCCCGCCAUGGACCUGCGCUGCCAACUGGAGCACAACGAGAGGGGCUGGUUAAAGGAGAAGGCUGAGCUGCUGGAGAGGUUUGACGGGGAGAGGAGGGAGUGGGAGAGCCAGCUGAGAGAUAUGCAGAAGAAAAUAGAGGAGCUGUACUGUGAAGUGAGGGCCAAGCGCGAGGGGGCCGGACCGGGCCGCGGGCGUCAGGAUUACAGAGACGCGCACAGGCUGAGCAUACGUUCGAGCAGCACCGGCUCCAGUCUGCUCAGCGACAACUCCCGCUCGGAGCCGCUCAGCAGCUGCAGCGCUUCGGAACCAAGCAAGCCCCCACCUCUACCCGCCUUUGGGCGCCACCGGGGCGCCACGGGCGACGCCUGGGAUGGCGCCUGUCCCCAAGCGGGCGGCGCCUGCGAUUUCGAUUUUAAUGUCGGCGCUCACUUCACUCAUUCACAACCUGAGCUGCGCGCUGGCUGGAGGUCAAAGGGCGCUGAGGAUGCGGCGGCGUUGGAUGCUGCUUUCCAUGGAGCUUCUGGCUGUGAAGCGCCACAGGAACAUGUCUCUGAAGGGAAGGACGUCCAUCUCGGCACAAAAGAAGACUCUCUUUGGUCUGAACCUAGUUCUGGCAGCGACAAGAAGAAGAACACCACAGCUCUCAGUGCUGCUCUGAAGGAGAUCGCCCGUGUCAGCGAGGAGCUUUGUAGCUACCAGGAUGAAAUCAGGAAGAAGACUGGCGAUAAGGGGAACCUGUCUGACUCCCUGUGUCACCCUGGAGACAGGCAGAUGCUGUUAGUCCAUGAUAACACAGGACUGGAGGAGGACGCCGACCUCAGGCAGAUUUAUGAUGAUCUCUGGGCCUUGCAGAGAGACAACUGGAUAACACUGUCACCAAACAGCACCUGGUCGGCCAAUAAAACAGAGAGCACAUCCUGUAGAGCCGGAGUCAGUGAUCCAGACUCGCGGACAAGACCUGAAACGCUGUCCGACAUGGAUGAAGUAGCUCCGCCCAUCCCUCCCCGCAGCUCUUCCUGGAAUCUGAGCGCACAGAGCCACCCAGAGACGGAGCUCCACAUCCUAGAGUCCCCCGUCACGACUGUGAGGAAGUGUCACAGCCCCUGUGUGCUGGUGGACAGGAAGUGCAGCAGCCCGUCCAUCGUCAGGAAGUUUGAGGCGAUGCUGCAAGAAAACGAAGGGAAGGUCCUCGUGGACGGUGCCGUGACUUCAUGCGCUGUACCCGCUAACUCUAAGUGUAAUACAGGCUGCUGCCACAACCGCUGGUCCUGUGACACGAGCAAGUUCAGUAGCAGCAAGUUGUCCGCGUAUGGGACGGUCCAAAAAAGCUUUUCUGAGGUUAAUAUACGCAGCGCUGGGAAAGACUCGCCCUCUGAACACAGCGUUGGUGGAAGCGAUGCAAAAAGCCCCCAACUCCAAAUGCCUCCGGCCCUCAGAGAAUUCCCUUUAGCUCCACUCUUGUCCUUGUCGGAAGUGCCACCUGCCAACGCCAGCCUUCAGGGCUCCAGGAGAAACAUAAUGCUGGAACAAAAAACAGCCGAGUUCAACAGAACUUUGUUUCAAGCCGAGAUGGGUCGAGGUGUAGAGGAACCAGAGAUUCUCACUGUGACAGGUGUCCAGCCAGCCCUUUUAGCAUCAGAUGGGCAUUACCCUCUGAGGAACACUAAGUUUCAACCAAGUAUCUCCAAAGGCUCCACAGACAUCUUGGACGUGAAUCCUGGAACCACAGUGUAUCUCUGCAACUUGGAUUCCACAGUUCAGGAGCCCAAAGUCCAGCCACGGGGAAUGAGAUGUUUUCCUGAAGGUCAAGAGGUCACAGUGAAGCAGGAAGCCCCUUUUGGACCCGAAGAGCCGCAGGUUAACCUCACGGACACCGCCACAACAGCAGCUCACACUUCUGAGGUCAAGCACCACGUCCAAAUAACAAGCAGCCCUUCGAGGAAAACACAGCACAGAGCAGCCACAGAGGACCUCUUUCCCGAACCGGGCCAGAACGUAGAGGGUUCUGAAAAUGCCCAUGAAGCCAAGCACGUGACGGCCAGAGUGGGUCCAGUGCAGCAGCCGUCUGCAGAGAGCAGAGACAGACACAUGAUCCAGCAGGGGCCGAAGCAUGUGCCUGUGCCUCCUCCCCACUCGGACUCCUCGAGACCUGGGCCUCGGAUGAUGAAUGACCACCCCUGGAAGCCCCUCACCCUGGCUGCGUACCCUCGUCCUGAGGGAUCCAGGUCCAACUACGGGGCGCUGGAGAGGAUUCUGAAGAAUUACGAGAGUGCAGCCAGGGCUCAACAGACCCAGGGACAAAAGAAUGAGACGGCGUCAAAUCCCAACCUUAGCGUUGAAGAAGAAAGGGCACUGGACCUGGACAUGCUGGACAUGGACCCUCUGACCUCAGCUCCUAAAAUGAGGCAUACACAGUCUUCACACACCUCCCAGACACACAGCACACAGCUCAGCAGCAGCAGUGCCAUGACUGUGAAAGAGAUGCAGCUGAUAGUGCAGGAGAGCGGCCAGUCGUCCUCCUGCUCGUCGUCCUUCAAGAAGAGCUUCUCGAGGCCCGCCCGUCCGUCCAAUCGGCGCCUCCCCUCGCGAUGGGCCAGCCGCUCCCCGACCUCCUCCUCCUCCCCCUCUUCAUCUCCGUCCGCCACGCCCGACGUGCCGCCGCCCAUCCUCCUCCACCAACACGCUGCCUCCUUCUGCUACUCGCGCGGCUUCCACAUGGAGACUGUCAUCAUUUGAGCGCGGUGUUUGAAAUGACCAGAAGCCUUCAGUGAUGACCUCUGACCCUGUCCUGUCUUAUUGCCUAUAGACAAAGUGCUUUAGCUGUGAGGUAGCUCGCUUAGCUUAAGAAUGUACACAUUCGCAUCCAGUGGAACCCGACUGACCAAGGACAGGAAGGGAUGGAAAACAGCAGGAUGGUCUCAUGCAUGCACAGCCUCAGAGCACGGCUGAGACCUCGGCUCCCAGUCAACAGUCACAUUCAGUAUUUCAGUCAGUUCUUCCUGACUCAUUGCCACCGUUUAAAUCCUAGCUUUGACUAGAGUAGCUUUGCAAAUGUACCGACACCUCUGUUUUAACUAAGGUACGGUAUCUACAGUCCAGGAGGAUGUCAUUUAAUGCAUGUUCAGAAUUUUGUGUGCUUUGUGCACAAAAUAUAAAGUAACAUACAUGUGUUGGUUUUAGGGACGCCGGAGCAAAGCUAGUUUCUCUCUGCGUGCUAAUUAAGCCGCGUGGUUUGUUCUACCUUCUUAAUUAAUACCCACAGUAGAUGCCGGGACUGUACCUUGCCUGUGACUAAAAUAUUUUGUUCUACGUUCAUGACUUUUCACAGUUAAGCGAAAACGGUAUUUACACAUUUUCAACAGAUAGAUUCAAACAAGUUGCUUUUUUAUACCUUUGUACCAAAGGCUAGUUUUUUCUUUUUAUGUAGUUAGUUUCUUUAUAUGUUUUCUUUUUCCUGAUUUGAAAACCCCACAACAUUGCAUUGGCAGUUAUGUUUGAUCUCCAAUCAAAAUGUUAAACCUCAUACAAAGGAGCCAGUUUUUGUGCUUAAUAGAAGUAAUGGCUAUAAAAACCUAUUAAACCGCCUUUUUUCUACUCUUACUGAUUCCAAAUGUGUGGACAUUGCUCGGCAGAGUAGUGCAGUUUUUUUGGGUUACAGUGAGUCAUAUGAUGAAGACGCCGCCUUUGCUGUUUUUUUGUGUAAUAAAAGUAAGGACUUA
Molecule: messenger RNA, 5152 nt
Organism: Betta splendens (Siamese fighting fish)
Lineage: Eukaryota; Metazoa; Chordata; Actinopteri; Anabantiformes; Osphronemidae
Product: protein SOGA3-like
Exons: 7
Coding region: 702-4169 (1155 amino acids)
Biological process (GO): regulation of autophagy
Source: RefSeq, a predicted model, not a curated record